GCGCACAGUGCACGAUCCCUGUGCGUUUUUGGAGACCAGCAUUUCUAACCUGUGCAGAGGAAGAGAAAGGAGAGCUGUGGACCAGACUGGACUGGUCUAGCGACACAUUUAAACCAUGCUGAAUGAAUUCCCCAGCUUUUAGUCGUUGCUGAAACUGAAGUGGUCAAUGCCAACGAUUCCCCUGAAGGCGAUGGGCUGGUGUGCAGGUGAGCCAACGUGAGAAGAGGCUCUCCGAAGGAACCGCCUCGCACAUGGGAACCGUGUCACCAAACCUUAUCCGCGAUUUAACACUUUGAGGACGGACUCUGGAGCACAGAGACAUGUCUAGAGACAACAUGACAGAUGUACGAGGAGCCCAUUCAGCUAAGGAGAAUGGACAUGUAGCGCCGAGCCCCGCUCAGCCCAGCGCCAACUUUCCCCAUCCCUCAGCGGGGAGCAUACCCGAAGACACCCCGGUGUCCUCGACCAGCGAGCUGACCCAGACCUGGGUCCACGUUGCUAAAACGUUUAUUCUCAUUUUCCCCAUUUACGCACUGGGUUAUUUUGAGUUCAGUUUCAGCUGGCUGUUGAUUGGACUUGUUAUCUUUUUCUGGUGGAGGAGAAACACUGGAGGGAAGCACAGCCGACUGAGCAGAGCUAUUGCAUUCUUUGAGCAAGAGGAGAGAAGUAUCAAGCAGAGUCUCACCACCUCUGAUCUACCACCAUGGGUCCACUUCCCAGACGUAGAGCGAGUGGAGUGGCUGAACAAGACAGUGAAACAGAUGUGGCCAUACAUCUGCCAGUUUGUGGAAAAACUGUUCCACGAGACGAUCGAGCCAGCGGUGAAGGAGUCCAAUGCCCACCUCAGCACCUUCUGCUUCAGCAAGAUCGACAUGGGAGACAAACCCCUAAGGGUCAACGGUGUCAAGGUUUAUACAGAAAAUGUGGAUAAGCGACAGAUCAUCAUGGAUCUACAGAUCAGCUUUGUUGGCAACACGGAGAUUGAUGUGGACAUCAAACGCUACUACUGCAAAGCUGGCAUUAAGAGCAUCCAGAUCCACGGCGUGUUGAGAGUGGUGAUGGAGCCGUUGCUGGGUGAUAUGCCUCUCAUUGGAGCUCUGUCGGUGUUCUUUCUCAAGAAGCCACUUUUGGACAUAAACUGGACUGGACUCACAAAUAUACUUGACAUUCCUGGACUCAAUGGCUUCUCUGACAAUCUGAUUCAGGACAUUAUCUACAGCUAUCUGGUUUUACCCAACCGCAUCACCAUCCCACUGGUCGGGGAUGUGGAACUGGCCAAGCUACGCUUCCCCAUGCCAAAGGGAGUCCUGAGGAUUCACUUCUUGGAGGCUCAGGAUCUGGAGGGGAAGGAUACAUUUCUGGGAGGGCUGAUCAAGGGCAAGUCUGACCCGUACGGUGUCCUGCAGAUCGGCAACCAGCUGUUCCAGAGCAAGGCGGUGAAGGAGAGCCUCCACCCCAAAUGGAACGAAGUUUACGAGGCUUUGGUGUACGAGCACUCGGGUCAACACCUGGAGAUUGAGCUGUUUGAUGAGGAUCCGGACAAAGAUGAUUUCCUGGGAAGCCUGAUGAUCGAUAUGACUGAACUGCACAAAGAACAGAAAGUUGAUGAGUGGUUUAACCUGGAGGAAGCUCCUACUGGGAAACUCCACUUGAAACUGGAGUGGCUGUCUCUGCUCUCCACUCCUGAGAGGUUGGACCAGGUGCUGCGAAGUGUGCGCGCAGACAGGAGUCUGGCCAAUGACGGGCUAUCGUCAGCACUGCUUGUGGUCUUUCUGGACUCAGCAAAGAACCUUCCUAGCGUCUUCACAGGCAGCUUAGGCUGUGGGAACUUGAGUGAGAGGAGAGCAUCGGGUCUAGUCUUUUGUGAGAGCAAUACUUCAGAGUAUAGAACAAUAUUUUCUGCAAAGAAGAGUAGCAGUGAACCCAGUCCUUAUGUCCAGCUGACUGUUGGACACAAAACACUUGAGAGCAAGAUUCGGCACAAGACCAAGGAGCCACUGUGGGAGGAUUGUUUCUCAUUCUUUGUCCACAAUCCCAGGAGGCAGGAGCUCGAGGUGGAGGUAAAAGAUGACAAGAACAAAUGCACCCUGGGUAAUUUGACGGUGCCUUUGAGCAGCCUGUUGGAGGAGGAGGACAUGACGCUGACGCAGUGCUUUCCUCUCAGGAACUCCGGUCCCAGCUCCACUAUCAAACUAAAGAUGGCCCUGAGGAUCCUGUCCCUGGAAAAGCAGGUCUCCUCAGACCAGCCCUCCUCCGUCCAGGUCAGGAAGUCCAGUGUGCCGCAGCCGUCCACAGCCCCCAUCCCGAGACGAUCUGUUUCAGAUUCCCCGCUGCCUCCACCCACGCCUCCUCCACCUAUAGACGCUUCCACCCUCACCCUCCAACACAGGGACGGCGAGCCGUACUCAGCCAGCCCUCUCCGCAGUCUCUCCAACCUCAGCACCUCCAUGUCUAGUUCCCAGAAACACCUGCCUCACAAGGAGUCCACACCCAGCCUGGCCUCGGAUAUCUCGCUGCCCUUCGCCACUUUGGAGCUCCAGCAACGGCUCCGUCAGCUGCAGAACGGCUCGGCCCCCAGCCAGUACCCCCUGGGUGAGGUCCAACUGACUGUCCGACACAGCUCCCAGAGGAACAAACUCAUUGUGGUGGCGCACGCCUGCCGUAACUUGAUAGCCUUCACCAAAGACGGCUCGGAUCCCUUCAUCCGCCUGUACUUGCUGCCUGACAAGAGCCGGACGGGGAGGAGGAAGACCAGCACAAUGAAGAGGACCCUUAACCCUGUUUAUGAUCAAACGUUUGAGUUUAGUGUAUCUAUGGUGGAGCUCCACAGGAGAACUCUGGAUGUAGCAGUGAAGAACGGCGGGAGCAUCCUGUCCAAACACAAAGGGCUUUUAGGAAAGGUGCUGGUAGAUUUAAGUGGAGAGGAUAUAUCAAAAGGAUGGACACAGUGGUAUGAGCUGAGUGAAGAUGGAGUGUCGUCUCAAAGCAUCAGAAGCAUUCAAGACUCCCUCAACUCAUUGUGAAAUCACCUCUCUGCUGUAAUAUAGUGAUCUUGUUAAUAUAAGGGCACAUCAUUUUGUUGUAUCCAUGUACACUUUUCAUAUAGUUUACAGGACUUAUUUCAGCAUGCAACAACUUUUUCAAGCAUUUCCAAUCAUUGUUUCCAUCCACGAUUUCAUGACGGUGAUGGGAGGAUGUUGUAAGAUAUUGUAAUGCGUUGAAACACUAACUGCCUUGUCUCUGUUUAAGUGUUUUAUGUAAAUAGCAAGUCGCUGAUAUAUAAGAAUUUGCAGGGGUAUUCAUGGCAUUAUAUUUCCUCGAGAGGAAUUAUAUUGAAAUCUGUCAAAACUGUUAUUGCUUUCUGUCCCGUUUGUUUGAAUGUGACAAAGUGUGUUCUGUUGUCUGAGAAAACUUUAACCAAAGGAACAGAAACAAUCACAAACGUAGGCUUUAGUAGCAGAGCAGGCUUGACUUUGAACAUUUUUUUGUCAUGCAGUGUUAUUUGAUUGUUUACCUCUUAUUGUUCUUUAUGCUUGAUUACAAACAUGGAAUGCACAUAUGCAAGGAAUAAAAUGAUUGCUCUGCAAAUGUUACGAGGACUCUGUGCAAUACUGGAUGUUAAUGAGGAGCUGGGGGCAUUUUAGGGCUAUGAACAAGUGCUGUAUAAUAUGAAGGAUACUUGAAUUAGGGUUUGAUGGAUGUUCAAACCAAACGCAAGUCGAACAAACUGAAUAAAAUGAGCAGCGACGGCAGUUAUUGCGUUUCCUGAGCGGGGCUGCCACAACUUGUUGUGAAGAUGACACAGCUAUGUCGUAAGGCCUGUACAUGUUUUGCCAUGCAGUCAUAACUGUGUGUUGGAGGUUUUUAAAUAAGUUUGUUGUUAUCUAUCCUGUGCCUUAAAAAACCUGCUAUGUAAUUUUUGCCUUCUUAAUGUUAUUAUUUUGAAUGAUAUGAUGCCUCGUGGGUUUUGAGGAAUAAAUGGUUUCUCUUGU
Messenger RNA from Epinephelus lanceolatus (giant grouper), 3992 nucleotides. RefSeq names its product extended synaptotagmin-like protein 2b (gene esyt2b). Gene Ontology annotation, cellular component: endoplasmic reticulum membrane. NCBI's taxonomy places the organism in Eukaryota, Metazoa, Chordata, Actinopteri, Perciformes, Serranidae. Gene Ontology annotation, biological process: lipid transport. Gene Ontology annotation, molecular function: phosphatidylcholine binding; phosphatidylinositol binding; calcium-dependent phospholipid binding. The record is from RefSeq and is a predicted model, not a curated record.